CCGCUGCUACCGCAGACUCUAGUCCUAGUCCGGCACGGUGCGGUUGCGGACACUCUGUAGAGUGCAAGCUACCAGGCCGUAGGCCGCCUGCUUCGUUCGUAGGCCUCAGCAAACUAGAGAACCUCUCGUGGCUAGGUCUGUUUCGUUAUGUUAUUCGCAGUGGUGCUCGACGAUUUCCGAUCUGCUUCGCGUCACUAUCUGAAGCUGCUACUGUUUUAAAUCAGAUCUUUUGAACCGAUAAGUUUUUGUACUAAAACGCGGGUAUUAACUGUUCGUGCUUGUCAAAUGCCAACUGUCAACAGUGCCCUCUGCUGAUAACUCUUGUUCAGGACUGUCCUGCUUUUGAUCUACUGCGGCGUUUGUUCUUGAGAAGCACGCAUGGCGUCUGGUGAAGUAGCUGUCUCCUUAGCUUGCGACAUCCUGCUGAUCGUUAUCUUCGUGGUAGCGACAGCCUCUAAUUCCCUUGUCCUUCUAGUCUUCUACCGCAAGCCUGGCCUCCGGACACUCUCCAAUAGGUUCGUGAUAAAUCUACUGGCGACGAACCUGCUGUCAUGUUGGCUGCUGCUGCCGCUGGUGAUAACAGACUCCAUGAUGACAGCGGCUUCCCAGGUCUUCUGCGCCCUCAGCCAGGGAGUGUCCAUCGGCAUCUGCGCAGCCUCCGUACUCUCGGUUCUGCUCAUCGGUGUGGACCAGUACUACGCCGUCAUAGACCCUCUCCACUACCACUCUCAUAUCGACACCACUAAAUGUGCCUUCAUGAUUACGUUUGCUUGGUGCUUCUCCGUGAUCUGCGCGACUGUGGGUGGACUCUUCUACGACGUGCCUCGUAGCAUGUGGACUCUUUGCGGAGAAAAAGCUACGGACCUCCCACUCGUCCCCGAUGUGUACAUAUCGAUAUUCUCGAUCGUCUACACUUGCCUUACAUUCUUCUUGCCGUUUUCCGUGAUUUGCUGGAUGUAUUUAUCAAUUUAUUUCGCAGCUCACAAAAACAGCCAGAGGACACGAAGGAACGGCUCCAGCACCGGGUUCUACACCACUAACGCUAUCGCCAAUACGCCACCUGUUGACUACGCCAUGGUACCUGCGGCAAGCCAACCGACUGUUCCCAGCCAAGCACCGUCUACUUCGGAAUCUCCCAAGCUCUCGGUGAAGUCGGUGGACGUGUCCGAGCCACCGGUAUUCGUCAAACCGUCGAUAACGAGAUCUCCAACGAGAACGAGUCUCCGGAGUACUUCCAGUUUCAUAAUGAAUUCCUUGAGGUGUAGAAUCUCUAACGCCAGCAUGUUCAAGUACCGCGAAGAGACUCGGGCCGCCAGAAUAUCCGCACUGGUAAUCGUCAUGGGCCUCGUCUGCUGGUGUCCUUUCUCUCUAGUCGUGCUGCUGAGCUCUCCGGCCAUCGGUAUCCAAGUUCCUCACUACCUCGCGAAACUGAGCGUCACCCUACUGGUGGUCACGGCAGUUAUCUCGCCACUCCUCUUCGCCCACAGGAACCGGCGGAUCCAAAGAGACCUCCGGAAGCUAUUCGGCCUGGCGCGACGACCGAACAGCCUGUCCCCGAGCGUCUCUCAGCGUCCUCGCGGGCAAAACCUGCAGCGUUCCGCCCCACCGAAGCGAGUGUUGCCCCCCAACUACAGCCACAAUGCGCUCGAUCUUCUCAGCAGUCUAGCGGAAGCCGGAGACGAUCACCGGGAAAGCAAGUCAGAUAAGAAGAACAGCUCUUUUUUAAGCCGAGUGUGGUGGAAGGAGGGUGUUCAGAUAGUGACUAAACUCGAUAAAGUGUCAGGCAGUUCACUUAUAUGUGUCCCAGAGGUCGCCCUCGACGUGGACAACAGUCGCAGCUCCUUCUCCAGUGGCGGCAGUACGUCUACUCAGCGAUCCACCUCAGCAGCAUCGAUAUCGAGCUACACUGCUGAUGAGUGUUGACACCGGAGAUACGCACUGUCUGGGUCAGUGCGGUCUAUACUCUCCACUGUCAUGAGACGUUGGCAGAGCUUUCAUUUCAUGAUGGCUGCAGAGUGCUUGACUUCGGCAGAAAAAUUCGGGUGGAAUCUGCAUACCUGCAGUGGUCGUGUGGAUCAUCGUUAAAGAAUACCUCAACCCACGUCAGUCAUCGUUUGAUUUUAAUUACUUAUAGGGUUCUAGGCUUUACCUCAUAGGGUAAUUUUUAGAAGUGCUUGACCUAUUUCACCUGUUUCGGAAGGCAUACCCGGUGACUUUUUCUAUGUUGAGUGCUAAAAUUUAAAACGUACUGUACACUUUAGUCAUAGUAUAUUUAUUUUCUAUCAAGUCAUUAACUUUAAGAAUACUUUUAUAUUUACUGACACGAAGUUGUUGUAAGAGUCGAUGGUAACAUAACUUCUAGAAAGAAUGUAUGUUUGGUGAGGCGAUUCCGUUGUUUGCGGAAACAGUCCAGCUUUCAAGGCACACCUCCCUGCGCGGAGAUCUUCAUUACACAUUUGUGAUAACUUAACUCGCCCAACUAUUUAUUUUACUACAUUUACUAACUUAUUGUCAUUUCUCUAUAGCAGAUCAGGUGGAGAUUGUAGCAUAGCUUUACCCACCUUAAACGUGUAGUCAGCCAUCGAACGUUACCUAGUAUUAUUAUAGUAUUUAUAGCACAUUUAUAUUUUAUUGUAUAUAUACAUUAGGUGCUUUAGAUUGAUGUAGUGCUACCGAUUGUUUCGUGGUGACCUGUGUGAACCGCUCAAGUGCCAUACAGCAGACGGAGGAGAAUCGCGGUCCGAUGGGGCGUCAUCUAUCAGUAUUCCAGGAAUCUCGUGUAGAUCUGAUCAUAUCAGAGUGAGUGUUAAACUGACCCCUUUUGACACGGGAAUGAUCUGAUGUGAUCUCGUAAUGUCACUAUUUAACCAAAAAUUACUUUGUUAAGUAAGUUAGAGACGUUUUCUUUGAUUUUAGUCAGAAACUGAUUCCUAUGAUAAGAUACAAUAGUGUUUUUCAGUAUUAAAUACUACUGUUCGCCCGUUGCAUUUUAGAGCAUUUCAUUAUUUAUUUUAUUUAUAAGCAGCUUAUAUUGUUGUGCACUGAUACUUAAGCGUGCUCUCAUAUUUAUGUAAUUUUCUAUAUCAAUUUUGUAUAUUAAAUUAAACCAACAUAGCCUGUGUUAAGGGCUGAACCUUA
Messenger RNA from Homalodisca vitripennis (glassy-winged sharpshooter), 3138 nucleotides. RefSeq names its product probable G-protein coupled receptor No18. NCBI's taxonomy places the organism in Eukaryota, Metazoa, Arthropoda, Insecta, Hemiptera, Cicadellidae. Gene Ontology annotation, biological process: G protein-coupled receptor signaling pathway. Gene Ontology annotation, molecular function: G protein-coupled receptor activity. The coding region runs from base 379 to 1923 and encodes 514 amino acids. The record is from RefSeq and is a predicted model, not a curated record. The transcript is spliced from 3 exons. Gene Ontology annotation, cellular component: membrane.